GCGCCCAGCCCAGCCCAGCCCAGCCGCCGCCCUCUCAGCGCCGAGCCAGCCAGGCGGACAUGGCGCCCCUGAUUCAGCUGCCCCCCUGCUGCCCUGCCCCCGCCGCCUCCCCGCGGAGCCUUUAAUGGCUCGGACCUCCGGCAGCCGAGCCCGACUCCUCCUGCGCCAGCCAGAGGGAGCCUAGCGAGCGGGAGCCGAGCAGCCCCCGCGCUGCGCACGACUUGAGAAACGUGUUUUUUUGAAACAUGGGUGAAACAGAGCAGAGACCAACAGCCGGAUCCCGGUUAGGAGCUCAGGAAAAUGCUGGGAUCAGUACAUUGGAACAUGGACAGAAACUGCCUAUGACACCUCCAGGAAAACUUAUCUCCAUCAAAAUCCAGAUGCUGGAUGAUACCCAGGAAAUUUUUGAUGUUCCGCAAAGAGCUCCGGGGAAAGUUUUGUUGGAAGCCGUUUGCAACCAUCUGAACCUUGUUGAAGGUGAUUAUUUUGGCCUUGAGUUUCCGGAUCAUAAAAAGAUCAUGGUGUGGCUGGACCUUUUGAAACCUAUUAUAAAACAGAUUAGAAGACCUAAGCAUGUUGUCGUAAAAUUUGUGGUGAAAUUCUUUCCACCAGAUCAUGCUCAGCUGCAAGAAGAGCUGACAAGGUACCUGUUUGCAUUGCAAGUGAAGCAAGACCUGGUACAAGGCAGGCUAACGUGUAAUGACACCAGUGCUGCACUCUUAAUCUCACACAUAGUACAAUCUGAGAUUGGGGAUUUUGAUGAAACCAUAGACCGUGAACACUUAGCGAAGAACAAGUAUAUACCUCAACAAGAAACACUAGAAGACAAAAUCAUGGAAUUUCACCGCAAUCAUAUUAGACAGACACCAGCAGAAUCAGAUUUCCAGCUACUAGAGAUUGCCCGUCGGUUGGAGAUGUAUGGAAUCCGGUUGCAUCCAGCAAAGGACAGGGAAGGGACGAAGAUUAACCUGGCAGUUGCCAACACAGGCAUUCUAGUUUUUCAGGGUCACACAAAGAUUAAUGCCUUCAACUGGGCUAAGGUUCGAAAGCUGAGCUUCAAGAGGAAGCGUUUUCUUAUCAAGCUACGGCCUGAUGUGAAUAAUUCAUUCCAGGACACCCUGGAAUUCCUGAUGGCCAGUCGGAAUUUUUGCAAGUCUUUCUGGAAGAUUUGUGUAGAACACCAUGCUUUUUUCAGACUCUUUGAGGAGCCCAAACCAAAGCCUAAACCUGUUCUUUUUACUAGAGGUUCAUCAUUUAGGUUCAGUGGCCGGACUCAGAAGCAGGUUCUUGACUACGUUAAAGAAGGAGGACACAAGAAAGUGCAGUUUGAAAGGAAACACAGCAAGAUUCGUUCCAUCAGGAGUCUGACUACACAACCUUCAGAACAGCAUUCAGAGGUGCCAAAACAAAGCUGUAGCUUUACAUUUGGAGAUGAUGCGGAUUCCCCAGUGGUGCAGAGCUGCCGGCAAGGGAAGGAACUGAAAGCUUCAACGGAAGAUGUUGGACAGCACAGGAGCCCUUCCCUGAAGAAGAGCCCUAAGGAUGGUGGAAAGGUGGAUGGAGCGGUGAUGGUGACGAUGGAGGAAGAAGAGGAGGUCGUUAAGGAUAGGACACAGGAGAAUAGAUCUCAGUCACAACAACCAAGCACAGCGGGUUCUCUGACUGGCAGCCCUCACCUUUCAGAGCUCUCAAUCAAUUCUCAAGGAGCAACAGUGGUGGCAAAUAUGUCAUUAUCUCCAAACUUGAGCCCUGAUACCAAGCAGUCUUCUCCACUGAUCAGCCCAUUGCUGAAUGACCCAUCGUAUAUCAGGACUGAUGAUGAGGAAGAGGUCAGGAGAAAGAGAUUUCCAACUGACAAAGCUUACUUCAUUGCUAAAGAAGUAUCGACCACAGAGCGAACUUACCUAAAGGACCUUGAAGUCAUCACAUCAUGGUUUCAGAGCACAGUGAGUAAAGAUGACUAUAUGCCAGAAACACUGAAGAAUUUCCUCUUCUCCAACUUUGAACCUUUGCACAAAUUUCACACCACUUUUCUGAAGGAAAUUGAGCAGAGACUUGCUCUGUGGGAAGGCCGCUCCAAUGCUCACAUUAAAGGAGAUUACCAAAGAAUUGGUGAUGUUAUGCUAAAGAACAUUCAGAGUAUGAAGCAACUGACAGUUCACCUGCGGAAACACAAUGAAGUUUUGGUGGAGUUGGAGAAUGGGAUCAAGAACUCUCGCAAGCUGGAGACCUUGUGCAGGGAUUUUGAGUUACAGAAAGUCUGCUACCUGCCCCUCAAUACCUUCCUACUCCGGCCUUUGCACCGGCUCAUGCACUAUAAGCAGAUAAUGGAAAGGCUCUGCAAACACUACCCACCAAAUCAUGUUGACUUCAGAGACUCCAGAGCUGCUCUGGCUGAGAUUUCUGAAAUGGUGGCUCAGCUCCAUGGUAGUAUGAUAAAGAUGGAGAACUUCCAGAAGCUGCAUGAACUCAAGAAAGAUUUGAUAGGCAUUGAUAAUCUGGCAGUCCCAGGAAGGGAGUUCAUUAGACUGGGCAGUCUUAGUAAAUUGUCUGGAAAGGGUUUACAGCAGCGGAUGUUCUUCCUGUUUAAUGAUGUUUUGUUGUACACAAGUAGAGGCCUGACAGCAUCAAAUCAAUUUAAAGUCCAUGGACAGCUCCCACUGUAUGGCAUGACAAUAGAGGAAAGUGAAGAGGAAUGGGGGGUUCCUCACUGUCUUACACUACGAGGUCAACAUCAGUCCAUCAUUGUUGCUGCAAGUACCCGUGCUGAAAUGGACAAGUGGACUGAGGACAUACAGAUGGCGAUAGAUCUGGCAGAGAAAAGCAGUGGUCCCACCCCUGAAUUACUGGCUAGUAGUCCACCUGACAAUAAGUCUCCUGAUGAAACUACUGUAGACCAGGAAUCAGAGGACGAUCUCAGUGCAUCCCGCACCUCACUUGAACGUCAGUCCCCACACCGUGGCAACACUACGGUGCACGUCUGCUGGCACAGAAAUACCAGCGUUUCAAUGAUCGACUUUAGUAUUGCUGUGGAGAAUCAGCUCUCUGGAAACCUGUUAAGAAAAUUCAAGAACAGCAAUGGGUGGCAGAAGCUCUGGGUGGUAUUCACCAACUUCUGUAUGUUCUUCUACAAAUCGCACCAGGACAAUCAUCCUUUAGCCAGCCUUCCUCUCCUGGGGUAUUCACUUACCAUUCCUUCUGAAUCUGAGAACAUUCACAAAGAUUAUGUUUUCAAGUUACAUUUCAAAUCCCAUGUGUACUACUUCAGGGCUGAAAGUGAAUACACAUUUGAAAGAUGGAUGGAAGUGAUCCGAAGUGCCACCAGUUCUGCCUCACGCACCCAUGUUCUAAGUCAUAAAGAGUCUCAUGUGUAUUGAUGGCUAAACACGCACCAAGCUGACCAUUCUAGCAGUUGCUGCUUUUCUAGAGGAUAUUUGAAUAUAUUUUCUUCCUUAAAAUUGAGUACAACUGUUUAAAAACAGCACCACAAAUGGUUUUGCAGCAACUUUCAUUGCAUCAGCAAAGCUAUUUAACCUUAAGUCUUUCACACCUUUCAACUAGUUUCAUGUCCUGUAUUUUUUGUCAUUCUGUGCGCUGUUUUUUAGCUUGUGCCAGUAUUAAAAUAUUGUCCUUAUUCGAGUGCCAAAUGCCAAAAGACAUUUCCUUGCCCCAAAGAUUGCACCUGAAAAAAUAGUACAAACUAAUUUGUAACUUCACAAUCUCUAGUGAGGCAAAUGCUAUUUCCUCUCUUUUCAUAAACUUUUUUUAAUAUGACUAUCUGUAGACUGCUGGAUUUUCACAGUAUACACUAUAAAGAUACACAGUAAGCAGUCUAACAGCAGUGAGGUAAUUUUCAGAUUUAAUUUUUCAAUCUUUCUACAUACUAUUCAAGGAAUUACUAAUUUUCUAUCUUAAACAGUUUACAGCUCACCAAUCUCAUUUCAUUUUGGGGUUACAUAUAUCUGUAGUAUAAAUUUAUCUUGCCUUUUUCUGGGUGCAAGUUGACCAAAAUUGUGUAUCUGUUAGUUUUGAACAGGGAAUACUACUUGCAAAAUGACUAGUUUUAAAAAUGAUCGGUGCAAUAUUAUUUGGGCUAUUAAUGUACUGUGAAUGGUGUGUACAAGGAGAAAUUAAAGGCUGCUGUGGUGUUUUGCUGUUUGUUUUACAAACUUGACAAAACCUGUACGCUGCAAGAACCACAGCUAUUUGUGACUGAGUAAAUUGAAGAGUGUUUUUGGUAAUUAAAGUGGACUCAAACACUAUAAACUGAUGGUACUACUUUCCCAAGCUUUCAUGAUGCCUGCAUCUGAGUGCAAUUGUUCCAUUUUUCACGCAGGAGUUGUAGUGGCCUACAAACUUUUUUGAAACUUUAGUCCCUCUAGAGCGGUACUACUACUAUCUCAACAGAUUAUGACUUUGUUAUAUAUAGAGGGUGAAAGCUAUACACAUCAGCUGAGACAUUUACUCCAUUUGCCAUAAUUAUCCAUGUAUUUUAUCUAACAACAUUUUUGGAUCAUCCAUUGGUCCGAUCAGAAUGUCAGGAAUCACUCUACAGUAAUCAGUCAAUUUUCUUUGUUGUUUGUAUUAUAAACAUAGGUUCAACCUACUAAAACACACAGCUCUAUCCCAGUUAAGGGCUCCUUUCAGGGAACACUGCAUGAAGCCAGAGGGGCUUGGAUAAAUACGGGAACCACAAAGAAAGGAGUGGGGAUUAUUCUACCACAUUUUUUUUAAUUGUGUAGCUACUGGAUUUGUUAAUCAUUUGUCCUUACACUAUGUAUAAAAUGGUUUAAGUAUUGCUCACAACAAAAGGGAAUAAAAUACCUCACAACACAAUCAAGCAUACUGCAAUUUCAAGGCAAAACUUUGUCAUUUGUCUUUUUUUUCCUAAAAACGUCAGUGAUCUUUUAGUGCUCCCAAGAAGUACCAAAUUGCUUUCAUGCUGAAAAGUUAUUUAGAUUUAAUUUGUACACCCGUGCGAACAUUUUCAAAAAUAAGAGACUAACAGUCUUCUAAAUCCUUAUUAUAUACACAACUGGGUCCUUUUGAAAAUGCCACCCAAGUGACUUCAAACUACUAGCCCUGAUUGCAGAGAAUAGUAUGAUUGAUUAAUUUCAGUUUUCCAGAUUUAUAGCAGAAGGCAGUGUUAGUUGCAAAUAUAACACAAAACUGAUAAACAGCUAGCUUGUGCAAGAGUCUGUGGUGUUCUCACUGCCAGGAUGUUAUAGGCCUUGGACGUGUCUUUUUUGGCAUAAAUUUUUUAGGAAACUAGAGAUUUUUUUUUCUAUUUGUUAGUAGACAUUCACGUAAAGAAAUAAGUUCAAAUAAUGCUCUUUACUUUCUGUUUUAUAAUCUUACAUUUCUAAGGAGCUAGCACUAUGUAAAUAACAUUGUGAUUUAAAGUUAACUUAAAAUGUAUUUUAACUACCCUGAAAGAAGUUUUUAUUGAGUGCUGAACACUCAAAGUGAUAAUUCAAGCAGUUACCUGUGCUUUUCCUUAGAGACAAUUACCUUUAACAUGCUUGCUAUAUGGAACAGCUCAAAACUUUAUCUUACUGUAGUGGAUAAUAUUGAAUUAUUGUACAGAGUGAGUACUAAAAAUAUUACAGUAGGUAUGUUUACAGCUAAAGGUUGUUGAUUUGUUAACUAUAUUUAGUUAUAACCAUUUUUAAAAGGUUGAUUCAUAUAAGGGAAAAAAAUGCAAGAAAAAUUUAGAGCAACUAAGCCACAGAGAAACACUUCGGAGAACCCACAGUACUGACUCUCUGUUAGGCCUGGUCUACACUAGGGGGCAGGAUCGAUCUAAGAUACGCAACUUCAGCUACAAGAAUAGUGUAACUGAAGUCAACGUAUCUUAGAUUGACUUAGAAUCACUUACUUAGCAUCCUCGCGGCAUGGGAUCGAUGGCUGACGCUCCCCCGUCGACUUUGCUUCCGUCUCUUGCCGAGCUGGAGUUCAGCAGUCUACGGGAAAGCAAUUGGAGAUCGAGCGACACUACACGCGAUAAAUUGAUCCCCGAUAGAUUGAUCACUACCCGCCAAUCCAGUAGGUAGUGUAGACGUACCCUUACAGACCUAGAACAAAGUGAAGAAUACUCACCAACCCUAGGGAAUCUGCAAAGAAGGUGCAUUGCAAUGUCCCAGAAUUUAUCUGAAAUGUGAAUAUGGGUGUGUAGAGAUAUGAAACAGGGAAUAGAUAACCAGACACAGACUGAUGAAUAAUCAACAGCAGGUUUGAAAAAUCCAAACAACAUUUUAACACAGAUUAGCAAACAGCAAAAAGUAUUGCUGGGACAAGUUAGGUAAGGGGUGAGAGAGAUUCUAGGAAGUCUUUAGUACUGAUACUUUUAAAACUACAGUCUGGUAUAGUUCGGAAGGUUUAGUACCUUUAAGAAUACAAUGACACUAGCUUUUACUUCAAGAGAUCACAGCUCUAAUCCACCACUAAGAUUGCAAUAAACGAUUGAGUGUCUAGGACAUUUAUAUAUACACACAAUACUGCA
Messenger RNA from Gopherus flavomarginatus (Mexican gopher tortoise), 6502 nucleotides. RefSeq names its product FERM, ARH/RhoGEF and pleckstrin domain protein 1 (gene FARP1). Lineage: Eukaryota; Metazoa; Chordata; Testudines; Testudinidae. The record is from RefSeq and is a predicted model, not a curated record. Gene Ontology annotation, cellular component: cytoskeleton. Gene Ontology annotation, molecular function: guanyl-nucleotide exchange factor activity. The transcript has 27 exons. The coding region runs from base 246 to 3377 and encodes 1043 amino acids.